AUGACCGGACAAUCCACCUCCUUGUUAAUUGCAUUGGUUUUAGCAACAGGCAUCCUGGCAGCUCCAAAAUCCUACCCCAAAGUAAUCCCCGGCCCCGGUCUCCCCUCUCUCGCCUCUCUGAACCUCACAUCCGCGGACCUCUAUGAACUGGACUACCAUACCAUUCUCUCAGACAUCACUUCCCGAGAGGAAAGUGCCCCAUUAGUACCGCGUUUCAACCUCAAUUGCGACGGGCAGAAAUGCCAAGCUACCGAUGCUGUUGCAUGUAUCAACUAUCUCGCCAUGUUGGGGAGCGAGACGUGUAAUAUGAAUUUUGACAAUAACUUGCAUCAAGCUCUGCUGUGCACGUCGGCAAGUGCGAGAAUUAUUGCCCAUCAAAUUCAACCAAACCAGCUUUCUUCCUGUCAAGAUGUUGCACGAGGAGGAGGACAGAUCAUGGACCGCUGCACCAACUUUGGUCUGGUUUCUGGACAAGGCCCAGCGUGGGGAAACGGCGGCUACAUCGUUGAUAUUGCUCUCGCUGGUACCAACUAA
Molecule: messenger RNA, 534 nt
Organism: Hyaloscypha bicolor E
Lineage: Eukaryota; Fungi; Ascomycota; Leotiomycetes; Helotiales; Hyaloscyphaceae
Exons: 4
Coding region: 1-534 (177 amino acids)
Source: RefSeq, a predicted model, not a curated record